Gigantopelta aegis is the source of this 352-nucleotide messenger RNA. Its product is annotated as nitric oxide synthase-interacting protein-like. Gene Ontology annotation, cellular component: nucleus. The transcript has 6 exons. NCBI's taxonomy places the organism in Eukaryota, Metazoa, Mollusca, Gastropoda, Neomphalida, Peltospiridae. The record is from RefSeq and is a predicted model, not a curated record. Gene Ontology annotation, molecular function: ubiquitin protein ligase activity. The annotation marks the transcript as partial.
AUGGGUCGUCAUGGAAAGAAUCAAACAGCUUCUGCCGUCUAUAGUUAUCAUGAAAAAAGAAAGAAUAUAGCUACAUCGGGCUAUGGGUCGAAGUCAGUUCGUUUAGGCAAAGAUUCUCUCCAAGACUUUGAUUGUUGUGCUCUUUCACUACAACCAUGUCGUCAACCUGUUGUGACACCUCAAGGAUAUUUGUUUGAAAGAGAGGCAAUUUUAGAAUCAUUGCUACAUCAAAAGAGAGAAAAUGCUCGUAAAAUGAAAGAAUACGAAAAACAACGCAAAAAGCGUGAGACUGAGUUAGAAGAGCUGGCCAAAGCAGAAGCGAGAGAUCGUUUAGAAAAGUUUGUAUCAUCAG